AUGGCAAGCAAUGGCCAGCUUCUCACCGAGGGCUCACGUGCACAAUACUUGCUUGAUAUUACUUUCUACGGCCCAACUCUAUUCCCUAUCCUCUUCGCUGCUAUUGUUGGUCGUGCAUUAAAGGCUCUGGCAACAUGGGAACUACAGAAAGGCUCUACCAUAGGCAAGUAUCUCUUCGUAGGUCACAUCGAAACACUUUCUGGCAGUACUACUCUGAUAGGAGCCAUUGUUACCCAGAUCCAACUGAGAAACCUCAAUCUUGUUGCCAUUUCUCUUAUCUUGCUAUGGGCACUUUCUCCAGUCGGUGGCCAAGCAUCACUUCGACUCUUGCGGCCAGGGACUAGGACAACCAAGACAAGUCAUCAAGUCUAUGCUUUAGACCCAGAGUCGUCGUGGGAAGCUGGCAGCAGCAAUCACUAUCCAAUGUUGACACACACCAUCUUUACGUCCUCGCUGAUCACGUCAAAAAUGCUCUAUAACAAGCCACAAGAUAGCUGGGGUAACCUGCGUAUACCUAUGGUCGAAGCCUUCGACAACUAUCAGAACCAUGAAUGGGUCAAAAUCUCAGACGAUGUUACCAACGUAACGUUUUCGUCUCUAAUAGGUAUUCCAGUCAACCCGGGACUGCCCAGCGAGCCGACCUUUCUCACACUCAAUACGUCUUACAUGUACCUGGACUGUCCGACUUUUCAUACCAGUCCCAGGGAACUUGGGAAACCGCCCAUAGAGGAGUACAAAACACCUCAGUGGACCAACUUUACGGCUGACCCUCCUUCACUUGAGAAUCCCAAUAACACAUGGCUACAUUAUCAUACCUUUCUGGGAGAUAGUGGGCCUAUUGUGGCGAACGGCUUCCAAAUAGCUAUGAGCAGUUGUUUAUGGGGCUGUUCUGAGUCGCUAAAGCCACGGGAGGCUCGUAGGGUCAUUUGGGAGUCAGCCUCUAACAGGUCCUUCGCACACAUUGAUUGUACUCUACAUACUACUUAUGUGGACGUGAGAUAUGAUUGUCGCAAUGCAUCCUGUUCUCCAAUUGAAGUGCGUUUGUCACCCAAUGAGCCAGAUCCCAGUCACUUCAGCAACCACUUUCCGUCUGAAGGCAAUCCUCACGAUCCGUGGAACAGUCGCAACUUCACCGGCUUUGACAAGGGCUAUGAAAAUAUUCCCUCGAACUUUCUGAUUCUGAUGACCACUGCUUUUCGAAUGAUGAGCGUUGGCGCUUUAGUCCCUGUUUUAGGCUUCAUACUUUCUCCGAAUGACACAACGACAGUUCCUCCCGACGGCGUGUUUUACGAAGAUGUCACUGGUAUCGGCAGAGCAAAAUUUCAAGAGAGACUAUCGCAGUUGUUUAAUACAUUGUUCCUCGCCGGUAUCGAACCAUCUGUUAUUGUAGGUACGAUGCCAGUUAUGGAAAAAGAGCAAUACUUUGCUACAUCAACACAUACAGCUGAGACGAUAAUAACAGAGAAGAUCCUUUUAUGCGACAAGGCGUGGUUUGCAACUAUGAUAGUUAUCUGUAUUAUCGUCUUGGUCAUAUCUCUCUCUGGGGCAGGUUUUCGAGCCGUAACGCUUGUGCCAGAUGUCUUGGGAACAUUAUCCAUCAUCACUCUGGAUAAUCGAUGCGAGAAGGAUUUACAGAAGGCGUCGAUGCUCGAUGGUCUUGAGCGCUCCCGUCUACUCAAGAAUGUGAGCAUCAAGCUGGGAAAUGCAAAGCAGGAUAGCCCUUGUGGCCGUAUUGGCUUCGCAGCACCGGCAAAUGAUGAAAAUAUAGUUCAACUACAGGAAAAUGGGAUAUACGAGUAG
Messenger RNA from Fusarium verticillioides 7600, 1800 nucleotides. RefSeq lists its product as hypothetical. The record is from RefSeq and is a predicted model, not a curated record. NCBI's taxonomy places the organism in Eukaryota, Fungi, Ascomycota, Sordariomycetes, Hypocreales, Nectriaceae. The transcript is spliced from 3 exons. Bases 1 to 1800 code for a protein of 599 amino acids.